This is a messenger RNA of Gracilinanus agilis (Agile Gracile Mouse Opossum), 1560 nucleotides long. RefSeq names its product chromosome 6 C11orf80 homolog (gene TOP6BL). The coding region runs from base 1 to 1560 and encodes 519 amino acids. NCBI's taxonomy places the organism in Eukaryota, Metazoa, Chordata, Mammalia, Didelphimorphia, Didelphidae. Gene Ontology annotation, biological process: meiotic DNA double-strand break formation; reciprocal meiotic recombination. The record is from RefSeq and is a predicted model, not a curated record. The transcript has 12 exons.
AUGGCGGCUAGGCCUGUGUGUGAGGUGAUGUCAAUUUUGAAAUAUGUAAUUUUUCAUUGGAAAUGGGAAGCUGCAGCAGGAAGCAGGAAAGACUUGUUGGAAGGGGAGCUUCUUAUUUCCAUAGAAGCAUCAAGUUCAGAACAUCAAGCAAACACUUUCCAUUAUGUGACAACCAUUGCCUUUGCAGAAAGCACAUGUGGUGACUUGGUGCCCAAGCAGUUCCUAAAAGAAAUUCAGUUACUGUUGUCAGGAUUCUCUGGAAAUUUGACUUGGCCUUCAGAGGAAGCUAGCUGUUCCCAGGACCUGUCAGACUUGGUACCCUUCCAAGUGACAGUUGAGGUUGAUGAAAAGCCCACCACUUUGAUGACAGAUUGUCUGGUUAUAAAACAGUUUUUGCACAAAACCAGCAUAGUUCACCCAAAGGUCACAUUUCACUUCAGCAUGAAGGUGAAUGGAGCCCUCUCCAAGGAAACCUUUGGGGCAGAGAAGGAGUCCAUUGUGAAGCUGCCGAAUGGGAUUGGACUGCUCACAGAUCAGCACCACUAUAUAAGGCCAGGAUCUCCUGGGGUCAAGCAAGUCUGUAGCAGAAUCCACCCUGUGCUGGGGCGUCCUGUUGCCCUCUUCGUUCCUGAUGAAGAAGCCUAUGUGGGCUUACCUGGGGAGCUGACCCUCACUCCAGCAGCUGCUUUGUGUCCCUGUGGCCACCAGCUUUAUCUCAACCAAACCAGCAGGCUCUCCACAGCCUUUGUAUUUCUAUAUGGACCUUCAGGUCUGCCUCUAACAUUUCCAAAUCAGAAGAAUCUGUUAACUGUCUUCGACAAUAAUUCCUACCUUUUGGACUGGAAGAAAUAUCACUUGCAUGCAGUACCCAACUUGAAUAUCAAUUUGGAGGAAGGCUCUUGCCUGCUUCCAGAUGUGAGUUACCGGAUAGAGUCCCCUGAGCAGAGCCAGCCCCAGGACUCAGGCACGGAGGAAGAAGCUCUGCUGCUCUUUCUCUUUGUGGAUUUCCCCAAUGGAUUUCCUGCUCAGCUGAUGGAGGCCUGGGGGAUGCAGGCUCAGCUUCUGACCCAGCUCAACAGCAUCCUGCUCCAGAACCACAGCCUGGUGCGGGCUGCCGUCCACAUGGCUGUGGACCAGGCCUUGGGGCAGCACUGUGGCCUGGUCAAGUCCCAACAGAAGGUGCAGGCCUCCAUCCCGGUGGCCGUGAGCUCCAUCCUGAGCAUCGUGGCUGGCAGCACCAGCAGCAGCUUCAGGGCACUUUGUCUCCAGACCCUUCAGGUGAGCCUUGGCCGUGUGGCCAUCAUCCUGGACGGGGUUGGGAGUUGGGAGACUCAGGUUCCAGCCCCAGGUUCUGAUGCUCAUGAGGACACAGAAGCACCUUGGCUCAGUCACCUCCCUUCUCAGGCCCUUAGGACGGGUCUUGGUGUGCUCAUGAAACUCCAGGCUGCUUCUCCUCUUGGGGUGUUGGGUCUUUUUAAAGCAUUUGACGGCCUCCAGCCCCUCAGCCUUGGGGCCGGGCAGCGUGGUGACUGCGCGCACCUCAUGGACAGAAAGGCCUGA